Messenger RNA from Gekko japonicus, 4065 nucleotides. RefSeq names its product zinc finger protein 420-like. The transcript is spliced from 3 exons. Gene Ontology annotation, molecular function: RNA polymerase II cis-regulatory region sequence-specific DNA binding; DNA-binding transcription factor activity, RNA polymerase II-specific. The record is from RefSeq and is a predicted model, not a curated record. The coding region runs from base 17 to 3388 and encodes 1123 amino acids. Gene Ontology annotation, biological process: regulation of transcription by RNA polymerase II. Lineage: Eukaryota; Metazoa; Chordata; Lepidosauria; Squamata; Gekkonidae.
CUUGGCCCGAAACAAAAUGGCUGCCAGGGACAGAGGGCAGUCCAGCUUCGGCCUGCGGUUCCACGCGGAACUAGAGCAGGGGCUCCAUCGGCGGAUCAAAACAGAGGAAGAGGAUCCGUUCGAUUCUGUAUCGGGGGACCGGUCGGGGGACGCUCCUCUUAUUGGCCCAGCCGGAAGUAUUCGGGAAUUCCUACACAAACCCCCAGGAGAACAGGAAGCAGGUGAAGGGCUUCUUCAGCGUUGGGAAGCCCAAUGGCAGGAGUUUCUGAAGACGCUGGAAUACCCUCAGGUGGAAUGGGAGAUCCCACAGCUGCUGGAGGAGCCCACCCACUGGGACAACACAAAGGCCUUCCUGGCCUCCUUCGAGCAGGUGGCCGAAGCCUGCCGGUGGCCCAAGGAAGACUGGAUGGCCCACCUCCUCCCAGCCCUUGGCGGGGAAGCAGAGCAAAUCUUCAGCAGCCUGGAUAUCCGAGACAGGGUCGACUACGACAAGGUCAAGGCGGCCAUCUUGCGAGGGGACGCCCUCAGCCAGGAGAGGCAGCGGCAAAACUUCCGGCGUUUCUCCUACCAGGAGGCCGAGGGCCCCAGAGCCGUUUACAGCCAACUCCAGAAGCUUUGCCAUCAGUGGCUGAAAGUGGAGAGGCACACCAAGGAGCAGAUCUUGGAGCUGUUGAUCCUGGAGCAGUUCCUGGCUAUCCUGCCGCUGGACAUGCAGAUCUGGGUCCGGGAACAAACCCCGGAGAGCUGCCCCCAGGCGGUGGCCCUCGCCGAGGAUUUCCUGCAGAGGCAGCGAGCGGACGAGAACUGGGACGUCCAGGAACUGGGGCCCAUCGAAGAGGUAGCUCUGGAUUUUUCGGAGGAAGAGGAGCCUCCCUCGAAUGGCGAGCGGAGGCCGGCUUACAGACCAGCCGGUCAGAAUGCCGACAGUGAAGAUGCCACCUCAGUGGAUGACGAUUGCCUGAGUGCCGACGAGGACGAGGUGUACCCUUUGGAAAGUCCAGAUCCAGGCCGUCUAAACCAGGCUGCGAAGGGGAGGAGAGCGGAAAGGGAGGCUUCCUGCUUUCAGGAGCAGGAUGACGGUCCAGAGGGCUGGGACCGAGCCGAGCGGAAGAGAGGGAGCGGCCCUCAAGAGAGGGCUGAAACCUCUGUCCUUUGGGAGGGCGACGAGCCCCUCGAUGAGUCAAGGGGACAGAAGAAAAUCCCGAGAGGGGGGGAAAACGAAUCUGACAAGGUGGACGGCCUGCGCUUCAGGCAGAGGCCGGAUGUGAUUGAAGAGGGCAGUUCCGACGCAGACGAGAAGCCGCUGAAAUGCUCCAACGGAGGGGGGGACUUUAAGGUGAUCUCCCACUUUAUGUCCCACAAAGGAGGAAGUAAGGCCCACAAGUGCCCGGACUGUGGGAAAUCCUUUAUCGCCAAAGCGCACCUCAUCAUCCAUCAGAGAACCCACACUGGAGAGAAGCCCUUUAAAUGCCUCGCCUGCGGGAAAACCUUCGCCCAGAGCUCCAACCUCACAGUCCAUCAGAGGAUCCACACGGGAGUGAAGCCGUUCCAGUGUUUGGAUUGUGGGAAGAACUUCUGUUCCAGCACCAACCUGGUCAAGCAUCAAAGCAUCCAUGUGAAAGAGGACCGGUACGAAUGCACGGCCUGCGAGAAAAGCUUCAAGGCGCGCGCCCACUUCAUCGCCCACAAGAGGAUGCACGCCAGGAGGAAAUCCCACAAAUGUCCUGACUGCGGGAAGACCUUCCUCUUCAGGUCUCCUCUGAUUAUCCACCGCCGCAUCCACACCGGGGAGAGACCGUACAAGUGCCUGGAGUGUGGCAAAAGCUUCAGCCAGAACGCUCACCUUAACGUCCAUCAGAGAACCCACAAAAGAGUGAAAUCGCUCCAGUGUUCUGACUGCGGAGAAAGCUUCCGUUCCAGCAUGAGCCUCAUCCAGCACCAGAGGAUGCACGCGGGAGAAAGCCCGUAUAAAUGUUCAGAGUGUGGGAAGACCUUCCGAGUGAACGCUCACCUUAUCGCCCAUAAGAGGAGCCACUCGACAAAGAAACCACACAAGUGUUCGUACUGCGGGAAAUCCUUCUUCACCAAGUCGUACCUCAUCAUCCAUCAGAGAGUCCACACUGGAGAGAGACCUUUUAAAUGCCUAGCCUGCGGGAAGAGCUUUAGCCAGAGUUCACACCUUAAUGUCCAUAAACGGACCCACACCGGUGUGAAGCCGUUCCAGUGCCCACAGUGUGGGAAGAACUUCAGUUCGAGCGCGAACCUCAUGAAGCACCAGAGGACCCACACCAGUGAGGGCCUGUACAUAUGCUCCGACUGCGGGAAAAGUUUCCAGGUGCACGCGCAUCUCAUCGCUCACAAGAAAAUACAUGCCGGCAAGAGACCUUUCAAGUGCUUGAACUGUGGGAAAGCCUUCUUUACCAAAUCAAACUUCCGCAUCCACCAGAGAAUCCACACCGGGGAGAGGCCUUACAAGUGCCUGGACUGCGGCAAAAGCUUCAGGCAGAGUUCGCACCUGACCGCCCACCAGAAAACUCACAUGGGAAAGAAGUUCCACUGCCCGGACUGUGGGAAAAGCUUCCGGUUCAACUCCCACCUCCUUGCCCACCGGAGGAUCCACAAGGACAAGAAACCCCACAAAUGCUCGUACUGUCACAAGGCCUUCGUUUUCAAGUCCUACCUGGUCAUCCACGAGCGGAUGCACACGGGGGAGAGGCCGUUCAAAUGCCUGGCUUGCGGCAAAGGCUUCAGCCAGAGUUCGCACCUGAACGUCCACAAAAGAACCCACGUGGGGAAGAAGCCAUUCCAGCGUCCCGGACGUGGCAAAGGUUUUAGAGUGAGCGCUCAACUUCUGGCCCGCAAGAAAAUCAACACGGUCAAGAAACCGCACAAUAAAUGCUCAGAGUGUGGGAAAUCGUUCAUUUACAAAUCGUACCUGAUUAUCCACCAGAGAACCCACACGGGCGAGAAACCUUACAAGUGUUUGGCUUGCGGGAAGUGCUUCAGCCAGAGCUCACAUCUGAACGUCCACCAGCGAACCCACAGAGGAGUAAAGCCAUUCCGGUGUCCCACCUGCGGGGAGAGCUUCAGUUCCAGCGUCAAGCUGCUCAAGCACCAGAGUAUCCACACGAAAGAGAACCCAUUCGAUUGCUCAGACUGCGGGAGGUCCUUUGUGUGCCCGUCGCAGCUCGCGAUCCAUCGGCGAAGCCACACUGGGGAGAGGCCAUUCAAGUGCUUGGACUGUGGGAAGGGAUUUAGCCAGAGUUCCAACCUGAUACGGCAUCAGCGCAUCCACUCUGGAGAGAACCCCCCUUAUAAAUGCUUGAACUGCAGUAAAGUCUUCUCUUCGGAAGAGAAUCUCAUUAAGCACCAGAGACUCCACACAUAGCAGGAGGAGGCCACACAGAUUUUGCAUUGCCGGAAAGCCAUCUGAAUGCGCGGUGUUUUACUACCGGUCCCAUUUUCUUAGCUGUUACGAAAAACAAAGAUGUGGUCGGUGCCACGCUGCUGCUCGGUGUCCAGAAAACUUUGGCAGUGAACUCAAGACCCGUCGCUUCUCCAAGAAUCUGUAGGGGAAGCAGCCCCAGGUAAAAUGGUUAGGCUGCAGGGGAACUUUCCCUGGAGGCCACACCACGUGAUUUUCUGCGUGUUGAUCAUCAGAUCUUUGAACCAGCAAGCGCAUCUUGAAUCUGGGACCCCAGGGAGAAGUCUGGCUGGCUCAAUGCACCGAUCACCCAGUUCUGGCUGAAAGAAGGAACUUCAGCCCAAAAGAGCUUCUUUUUUAAAAAACUUUUUGUUACAUUUUCAACAUGGAACCAAAAGAGUUUCUUAGCAGCUAUAGGCCAGUUUUGAUCAGAUGGUACUUCCCGAUUUCUGUAUUAAAAUAAACUUCCGGGUCAAACUUGCUUAGUGGUUUGAAUUGCAAGGGAACUCGGCUGCUUUGCUCUCGGGGAGAUGCCUCGGUCUCGUACCACCUCCUCCACUCUCGCCCCCAGCUAAACAAAGAGCUGAUUCCCAGACCUCUAAAGAACCAGGAUUCUAGCAGAACUGUCCAGGAGAAAUGAA